GGGAGGGGCUGGGCGGGUUGGGUUAUUGAAGGUGUCGUGUGGUCACCCCGGUGCGUUUCUUUGGUGGCUGUCAGUUCAGAUUUUAGAGGGGUUUUUUUCUUGGAAGAGAGAUUUACGGCCCCUUCUGUGCUCCAUGCUGUGGACCGGCUGGGGAGGGAGGCAGCGGUGACGACUGGCAGUGCGCACAGCAGAGAGAGAGUGACUUUCAAGGGGCAGGCAGAGUCUGCAGGCAGGAAAUAGCCAUUCAACAGAGCAGGAAUAUAUCUAUACACGGCGAAUUGUAAAGUUGUAGUUAUCACAAAGCAGAAAGGGGGAGUGUCGUUGGAGGAGCACAACACGCCUGAAUCUCUAUUCCAGGGGCCGCUGGACCAGGUUUUAGCGCAUGUAGAGAGGAGGAGGAGGAGGGAGGAGGAGGGAGGUGGUGGUGGUGGUGGAGGGGGCAGUGAGUGAGUACGUUUCACAGGAUCCAGGCCUAGUAGUAUUGCCGCUGGGACUCUCCUCAUCCGCUUUCAAAAAAUUGGAAAUUGGCACAUUUAAACGCCAAAAUGAGCGGGUUGAGGGUCAUGUUAGUGGUGGCCGACACCGGAAUGGGAGGAACCAUGUCAGCAUGAGCGGGCCUUACCCAGGCCCUGGCAGAGAAACUCAUCAGUCCAGCUGCCCUUUGACCUCCAGCCGAGACCUCUCCGCCCACUCCUGCCCCUCCAGACACCAUGACCGCAGGGUUGGGCUAACCAUGUCUGCUGCCACCUCCUCCCUCAAGCAUGCCUCCGUCUAUGGGUUUACACAAAGGGACCACUCCUCCUCCUCCUCUUCUUCUUCUUCCUCCUACAGUCCUCUCAGGAGGCUGCAACAUCUCACCACCAUGGUGAGCCAGCCUGACCUGGUUCUGCCAGUGAGGGAGCCAGAGAGGAGCUGGGAGUGGGGGGUGAAUAAAAAGGAGAGGGGGAAGGGGAUGGAGAGGGAGAGGGACUCCUGGGCUGAUUGCAAUAGCAGUGAUUAUUCUGGCACCGGGAACACAAGCAGGGAGGAGAGCUUUGGUGGCUCUUCUGCUGGAGAAAAACAACCUGUGGUCCAAACUAGAAGUCGAGAUGUGCCAGUAGCCAAUCGCAGCGAUCCUAUGGUCUCCGAGAAAAAGACAGAAGGUUGUUUCUCAGGCCCGCCCAGCCCGGCCUUCUCUCUCGAUAGCAACAGCCCCUUCGCUAACGGCUUCCUCCACUUUGAAUCCUCUUUGUUUGAGGACGACGACAAUGAUGCAGAGCGCGACACCGUGUCACCUCUGGGAGGAGGCUUGCAGGACAAACAGGAGAGGGCGGGGAAUGAUCUUCAAUCCACUCCUGGACACUUGAAUUCAGACUGCAAAGAUGCUACCCUGUCGUCAGCUAAGGUGGUCACCCGGUCCCAGUCUUCGGGUCAGCGCAGGAGAUACUGGGACGGCUCAGAUGACGAGUGGGAGAGCGACACCGAGCUGUUCCUGUUUGGAGAUAGUCCCUCAAGGCAUUCAAUGAGCAGCCUCAAGAAAAAGUCUUUGCCGCCUGUAAAGUUUUUAGAGGGUGAAGUUAUUUGGGCAAAGUUCAACCGAAGACCAUGGUGGCCCUGUGAGGUGACCGUUGACCCUGCACAGGGAAUCUAUCACAGAGUAAAAGAACCCAGUGACCGGCCCUGUCGGCUCUACCAUGUCAGGACCUUUGGGGAGCCUGUUGAGCUAACCUGGGUGGAGGAAAAAGCAACUCACAGUUUCCACGGAGGCUUUGAAUUUGAACAGCUCACCCUACUGCGCCGGAGGGGGAAGCAAAGGGAGCAGAACUACAAAUACACUAUUGCGAAGCGUUUUCAGGACUCUUGGAAAUUGAGUGUGGCGGAAGCUGAAUUUGUUCUCCAAGAGCGAUCCAAAAUGGCUUCCUCCAUUACUUCGUUGAUAGAUGAUGCCUUCCACGACACUCCCACACCGGAAAGAGAGAACAAGGCACGUCCCAUCUUUCCUCUCUCUACUUCACCCACCCUUCCUGAGACUUCGCACAUGACCAAUGGAUCCAAUUCAUCCCCAAUUACAACUCCAGCAAAGCCAAGCACUUUAAGGAAAUAUUCUGGCAAGAAGAAACCAAGUAAAUCAAAGGACAUAAGUACUAAACACUCUAAAAAGACAUUGCGUAAUAGCCCUGACCAAUCAGAUAGAGACAAUGGAGAGUGCCCAUAUUCUGACCUCGACUCAGUCCCUAAGAUUUUGUGUCCUAAUGCACUUGAACGUCAGUCUAAGCUAGUUCCAACACAGCCAUCUGUUACAGUUGUCAAAGAGGUAAAGAAGCAGCCAGAGAUUCAGAGUGGUCUUUGGUUCAGUAAAUCAAGCAAAGACAGACGACCUAAAACAACCAGCCCGAUGCCAGACCGCACUCUCUUUAGCAAGGUCCCCUGUAAGAAAAAGAACUCAUCUGUUGUAAGUAAAAAGUCACUGGUUCCUAGUGCCUCCUCUUCCAGUGGUGCGUCCAGUGACCAGUCAGGAUUGUCAGAAAAGCAUAAGACUCUGGUACCUGCUGAAACAAAUAUUUCACCUGAACAGUCAGGACAUUUGAAAUGUAAAAACACACCGGUUGCUAAAAGGCCUUUUGGUACAACUGGCAGUCCCACUGACCAGUCAGGAUUGCCAGAUAAGCAUAAGACUCUGGUACCUGCUGAAACAAAUCUUCCACCUCAACAGUCAGGACAUUUGAAGUGUAAAAAACCCCUUGUUGCUAAUAAUCCUUUUGAUACAACUGGCAGUCGCAGUGACCAGUUAGAAUUGUCGGACAAGCAUAAGACUCUGGUACCUGCUGAAACAAAUAUUCCACUUAAACAAUCAAGACAUUUGAAGCGUAAAAACACCCCGGGUGCUAAAAGGCCUUUUGUUACAACUGGCAGUCCCACUGACCAGUCAGGAUUGUCAGAGAAGCAUAAGACUAAGGGACCUGCUGAAACAAAUCUUUCACCUGAACAGUCAGGACAUUUGAAGUGUAAAAACACUGCGGUUGCUAAUAGGCCUUUUGGUACAACUGGCAGUCCCACUGACCAGUCAGAAUUGUCGGACAAGGAUAAGACUCUGGCACCUGCUGAAACAAAUAUUCUACCUGAACAGUCAGGACAUCUGAAGCGUAAAAACAGCCCAGUUGCUAAAAUGCCUUUUGGAACAACUGACAGUCGCACUGACCAGUCAGGAUUGCCAGAUAAGCUAAAGACUCUGGUACCUGCUGAAACAAAUAUUCUACCUGAACAGUCAGGACGUUUGAAGCAUAAAAACACUGCGGUUGCUAAUAGGCCUUUUGGUACAACUGGCAGUCCCACUGACCAGUCAGAAUUGUCGGACAAGGAUAAGACUCUGGUACCUUCUGAAACAAAUGUUCCACUUAAACAAUCAAGACAUUUGAAGCGUAAAAACCCCCCGGUUGCUAAAAGGCCUUUUGGUACAACUGACAGUUGCACUGACCAGUCAGGAUUGCCAGACAAACGGCAGUCGCUAGUGUCUGUUGAUACUGGUUUGCUUUUUGACAAGUGUAAAUUUUCAAAGAGCAGAAAGACAGUCAGUAAUACAGUUGACACUGUGUCUGAAUCAUUGUCUGACCAAUUAAGUAGCUCAGAUGUUAAAAAGGCCUUGGAGCCCAGUCCAGUCAGUUUCAAUGACUUAUCCAGGUUGAGUGUAAAGAGAGUCAGUCGAACUCAACAUUCGGACACGAUGGAAAAUAAAAAAGUCCAUGUAAUUGACAGGAUUUCUGACCAAGCAGAAGAAAAAGAAAGCAACAAGACUCCUGCGUCCACUUUGAAUGUUGACUCUACUGACCCAUUAGCAAGGCUAGAAAAGCAAACAAUUAUUGUCUCUAAGUGUAGGCUGCCCUUUGUCAAAUUAAUACGCAAGGACAUCAAAGGUAAGAAGUUCCUAAAUUCCAGUGUAACCAUUAGUCCCAAUGACCAACCUAGAUGUACAAAGAAUGAAAAAACACCAGAUACUAAUGUGAGUAAAAAGUCCUCUAAACAAUCAGAUUGGGUGGGUGACAAGGCAAGUGUCUCCAUAGAUCAGGCAAUAAGUUCAGAAUCCAUAAAGGUCUCAGUUAAGAAGUUGAAAGCAAGUGGUGGGACUGGUAUUCUUCGUCUCUCGUCAGAAUCAUCACAAGGUAAAACUAUCAUUGCCUCAGAUGUGGCAAGUGUGUCUGAUGAGUUAGGUAGCCCAGAAACGGAAAGGGUACCAGGUUUAAAUGUAAGCCCAAGCAAUGUGACUUACUCAUCCUCUAACCAAUCAGAACAGUCUAAAGUUAAGAAGCCCCCUGCAUCUAAUGUAACAAGCAUGUCAUCUGACCAGUUAGGCAGCUCAGAGAAAAAAAAUUCAUCUGCCACUAGUACAGCUUUUACUACAACUCCUCUACCUUCUCACCGGCACGGGGAUUUAGUAUGUAGGGAAGCGCAUGUGCCCGAAGGCCUGUCUUCUGCGAAAUCCAAGAAAGUUGUCCACAAAUCAAAGCAAGUACCAGAUGAAGUCAAAAAAGUCCAUGAACCGCCUGCCCACCUCCCAGCCAGCAGUCGGCUGAUGACCAGAGCCCUGAAGGCCAUGCAGGAGGCGGAACAGAAAAAGCGUGAAAAAGCCAGAAAGGAGUCUGAGCAGAAAGAACUUCUGAAUCCAUACAGAAAAGCUGAUGACCUUGUAUGCAACUCUGCACGCAAGUCCAAAGACCUUUGCACUAAAAUAGAAUCUGUUAAAUCAUAUUCUAAUAACAAUGGUAAGUGUGAUCAGGACACUAUUUCUAGCUGUAGCAGCACCCCUUUGACGUUUACUGAUUCAGUUGACUUUGAAGUUGAUGUCAAGAGCGAAGAUGAAGACCUCUCAAUAUCCUCAACUCCACCAAUGGACUUCAUACCCCUUACUUCUAAGGUAAAGGCAAAGAAGGAAGAUCAUUCCUCUGACGUACACUCCUCGUCCUCACCUUCAUCACCAUUUUCUUUUAUGAAUGCCUUUAAAAACGUGGAUGAGGUAUCCUUCCAGUCCCUGACAAAUGAGGGCGAUGGUAAAGCCGUCUCUUUCAAACCAGACACAAACUACAAGUUCAGCACUUUUCUCAUGAUGUUGAAGGACUUGCAUGACACUAGAGAGCGAGAGGGGACCCCCUUAGAACUGGAAAUUGGGCCACCAAGUGCACAUGUGAAGGAGGAACCCUUGGUGAUGCCUGGGGAGGCUACACCUGCAGUCCAAGAUCCACAAAUUGAACAUGUUAAUACAAAUUCAAAUUCCAUUCCAGACAAAAUUGAAAUCAAACACAAUGAGGAGAGCACAAGUCAGACGUCCAAGAGGCUCUAUAACAGGAGGGGCAGCUCCACUGGGGUAAAAAAGAAAGCCAACCGCCAAGUGCCUUGUCGUCCUGCCAGGUCUGGACCUGGUAUUCCAGGAGUGGAGUUUUUGCCAGCAAUGGACUUUACAUCAGGAGUGAAUUGCUCAUCAAGAGUCCAGUCCCUGUUAGGCAUACAGACCAGCAGCUGGAAGAGGCAGGCUGGAGGUGGUGAAGGAGUAGCUGGGGAGGAGAAAGCGGAGGAAAGGUGGAGCAGAGUAAAUGAGAAUCUACAGAACAUGGUGCCUUUGGAGCAGAGGGGAUGCAACACUACACUGUGUCUGGAACAGCCGAAUGGCCUUGUUGCAGACUGCACUGAGACUAACACAAGCUUGAUGCACAACACUGGAGAAGGCGACAAAGCUCCAAAAGCACAUAAGCGAAUAAGAAAACCAAGCAAGAGGCUGAUCGAAUGGACUGAAGAGUAUGAUCAGAUUUUCUCCACCAGGAAGAAAACCAAAAAGCCUCUCCAGUCGAUCGGAAAGGCCACUCAGCCCAUUUCGUCAAUGUCCAAACCCCCGGGAUCGGACAACAGCACACACGACCACCCAUCCUUGAGCUUACUUCCUGAAAUACAGACGCCACCUCCUGAGGAAAUUGCUGCAACAACGCCCUCUGAACUGCAAAUUCCCAGCACUGAAAACGCAACCCCCCAAGAUGCACCGGUGCUUUCCAUCGACACACUAACCCCUCCUCCUGAAGCUGACCCCUCGCCGUCAGAAGGCCUCAUCAAAGGCAACGGAAACGUUCCCAUGCUGGAGAAGAAGCGAAAGAGGAAACCCACUCAGAAGAUCCUGGAGUACUGUCUGGAGGCAGAGGCCUCAACAGGCCCCAAGAAGAAGGUCAAAAUACUGAAGAACAAUCCAAAUCCUGCUCCUCAAUCAGAUUCUGGACCGUCAUCUUUAAAGUCAAAGAGUAAGCAGCUUCCAGGUUCCAGCUCCACGCCGAUACCCACAGAGGCUUCCACGUGUACCCCCACAGAUCCGCCUCACAGCUCUCCUGCACCCUCCACUCAGGCACCGGCACCGGCCCCAACACCGGCCCCGCCCGAACCCGCCCAGGUGGAGACAGCGUCAGCAGACGUUGAUGCUCCUCAAACGGAGGACAGAAAGGACACAGCAGAGUCAGAGGGUGAACCACCCAGCUUGGAUCACAGCUUCUCCUCCAUGAAGGACGACUUAUCACUGUGUGACGAUCCACUUUUACCUUCGAGGAAGAUCAUAGGGGACCGAGGAGGUCCUGCCUCCAUGAAGGAGAACAUAUGUCAGGUGUGUGAAAAGACAGGGGAGCUGCUGCUCUGUGAGGGUCAGUGCUGUGGAGCCUUCCACCUGCCCUGCAUCUCUCUGGCCGAGGCCCCUAAAGGGAAGUUUGUCUGUCCGGAGUGCAAAUCAGGCAUCCACACCUGCUUUGUAUGUAAAAAGCGCAGUGAGGACGUGCGGCGCUGUAUGAUUCCUGUGUGUGGGAAGUUUUAUCACGGCGAGUGUAUCGCCAACUUCGCCCCGACCGCACCUGUGAACCGAGGCUUCCGCUGCUCCAUCCACGUCUGUCUCACCUGUUUCAUCGCCAACCCCAACAGCUCGUCCAUCUCUAAAGGUCGUCUGGUUCGGUGUGUGCGCUGCCCGGUAGCCUAUCACGCUACAGACCUCUGCAUGGCAGCAGGCAGCGUCAUCCUCUCCAACAACAGCAUCAUCUGUCCUAACCACUUCACCCCCCGCCGUGGCGUCAAGAACCACGAACACGUCAACGUCAGCUGGUGCUUCGUCUGCACUGAAGGAGGCAGUCUGCUGUGCUGCGAGUCCUGUCCUGCUGCGUUCCACCGGGAGUGUCUGAACAUGGAAAUGCCUAAAGGCAGCUGGUACUGCAACGACUGCAAGGCUGGGAAGAAACCUCACUACAAGGACAUCCUCUGGGUGAAGGUUGGGCGGUAUAGGUGGUGGCCAGCGGAGGUCAGCCAUCCCAAAACGAUCCCCGAGAACAUCCAGCGGAUGAGGCACGACGUCGGGGAGUUUCCUGUUCACUUCUUCGGCUCCAACGACUACCUGUGGACCUACCAGGCCAGGGUCUUCCCUUAUAUGGACGUGGAUGCCAACAGCAAGGAGAAGAUGGGGAAAGGUGUUGACGCCACCUACAAGAAAGCUUUGGAGGAGGCGGCUGUUCGAUUUCGUGAGCUGCAGGCAGAGAAGGAGCUUCGGCAGCUUCAGGAGGACAGGAAGAACGACAGGAAGCCUCCUCCGUACAAACAUAUAAAGGUGAAUCGACCAAUAGGAAAGGUUCAGAUCUUCACAGCCGACCUAUCAGAGAUCCCGCGCUGCAACUGUAAGGAGACAGAUGAGAGCCCGUGUGGGAUGGACUCGGAGUGCAUCAACCGCAUGCUGCUGUACGAGUGUCACCCGCAGGUUUGCCCGGCGGGUGAGCACUGCCUCAACCAGGCGUUCACCAAGCGUCAGUACAGCCAGGUGGAGAUCUUCAGGACGCUGUCUCGAGGCUGGGGGCUCCGCUGUGUCCACGACAUCAAGAAGGGUCAGUUUGUGAGUGAGUACGUCGGGGAGGUGAUUGACGAGGAGGAGUGCAGGUCCAGGAUCAGACACGCCCAGGAGAACGACAUCUGCAACUUCUACAUGCUCACUCUGGACAAGGAUCGAAUCAUCGAUGCCGGGCCGAAGGGGAACGAGGCUCGCUUCAUGAACCACUGCUGCCAGCCCAACUGUGAGACGCAGAAGUGGACGGUGAGCGGAGACACCCGCGUGGGACUGUUUGCUCUCGUUGACGUCGCUGCAGGCACAGAGCUCACCUUCAACUACAACCUGGAGUGUUUGGGGAACGGGAAAACGGUCUGUAAAUGUGGAGCACCAAACUGCAGCGGCUUCCUGGGCGUCAGGCCAAAGAACAACCCUCCGUCUGAAGACAAAGGUCGUAAGAUGAAGAGGAGGGGCCACGGCAGGAGGAAGAACAAGGUGGUGGUGACCAAAGAACGAGAGGACGAGUGUUUCAGCUGCGGAGACGGAGGACAAAUGGUUUCCUGUAAGAGACCCGGCUGUCCCAAAGUUUACCACGCCGACUGCCUCAACCUCACCAGGAGGCCUGCAGGUCGUUGGGAGUGUCCGUGGCACCAGUGCGACAUCUGUAAUAAGGAGGCGGCAUCCUUCUGCGAGAUGUGCCCCAGCUCCUACUGCAACCAGCACCGCGACGGCCUGCUCUUCAUCUCCAAGCUGGACGGCAAGCUGUGCUGCAGCGAACACGACCCCUGCGGGCCCGAACCGCUGGAGCCGGGGGAGAUCCGCGAGUACACGGCCGAGCCUGGAGCCCUGACCUCGGGGCUGGGCAUGGCCGUCAUCCCCCCUGCUGCUGCUAACGGCACCGCCACCAGUCAGAACCCGAGCGCCACCGGGAAGCUCCCGGAGGUCAGCGCUGGCGCUGGGGCGGCUGCCUCCGAGUCACUUCCUGCGUUUUCCAUCCCGGUACCCAUCACGAUUCCCGUGGCAGCGCCUGCCUCCUCGCCUCCGCCCAGCAGCUCUGAUGCUCCCAGCAGCCCGCUGGUGUACGACCUCCCGCACUACUCGCCCAUCUCUUCGUAUGAGGAGGAGCGGGAUGUCGAAGAGGAGGAGGAAGAGGAGGAGGAGGAGGAGGAGCUGGAGGAAGUGGAGGAAGAGUCAGAGGAAGAGGGUGAGGUGGGGAGGCAGAAAUCAGGUGCUCACGAAGAGGAUGGAGAGGCGGUGAUGGAAUACCUGGAAGAGGAAGAGGACGAGGAGGACGAAGAAGAGGACGAAGAAGAGGAGUGACGCACAGUGGAUUAUUAUUACAACUGAAGGCAACGACGCCUCACAGUCACUACAGCGGUAAUCUACUGUAUAUCCACGACAUUCCACUUCUGGGAUUGCUCCGGUGCCGCCGGAAAUUCCGCCGGAUGUCCUUUUCGGCCAGAUGUCCGUUAUCUUCCUCUUUCUUUGUGUUGGCG
This is a messenger RNA of Sander lucioperca (pikeperch), 9294 nucleotides long. It is a transcript of the gene nsd1b, whose product is annotated as nuclear receptor binding SET domain protein 1b. The transcript is spliced from 24 exons. Gene Ontology annotation, molecular function: histone H3K36 methyltransferase activity; protein binding. Bases 608 to 9118 code for a protein of 2836 amino acids. NCBI's taxonomy places the organism in Eukaryota, Metazoa, Chordata, Actinopteri, Perciformes, Percidae. The record is from RefSeq and is a predicted model, not a curated record. Gene Ontology annotation, biological process: regulation of DNA-templated transcription. Gene Ontology annotation, cellular component: chromatin; nucleus.